AUGGCAAAGUUUUUCGAAAAUAUAUGGGAAAACAUACUUGUAAUAGUCUUGGGAGUUUUGCCUCUUGUUUAAAAUUUAGUUGGUUUAGUAUGGAAGAAACAAAAUAAAAGUAAGAACUCAUGCAUCUAAAGAUAGACUAUAAGGCUGCGUAGUUAAAAUUUAAAGAAAAGAGAAAUAUUUUUAUUUUGAAUCUAUGUUCAAUUUACACAAAAAUAGCAAUUUUAUGUAUGUUUACACUUUUGUCAAUAUUACAAAUAGUCAUCAAUACAUAAUUUCAUUCAGAGUAUAUUAUAUUAUUUUAACUAGUUAUGUUUUGAUUAUAAUUAUAGAAUUUUGUUAGAUAAUUAAUUAUUUGUUGACAGGAUUGCAAGUAUUUGAAGAUGCAGAUAAAUAUGGAUAAACAACAUUUGUUACUCAAUUCAAUCUUAUUGUAUAUUAUGGAAUAUCUAUAUAGUUGCAAUUUCUAUGUUUUUGUGGUUUUGCUAUUAUCUUAUUUACUUGGUAGAAUAAUAAUGUAGAUAAAUUUGUGAUCAGACAUGAAGACAUUAGUUGUUGGUUAAUGUUUAUCUUAAGAGGAGUAGUCCUUUUAUUAUUUUCAGUCUUGGUGUUCUUUAUGCCAUAAGAUAAAAAGCUUCUAUAAACUGUUGUAUCAGAAUACAAAUACAAAAAAUAGAUGCUUGGUAAUGAUGAAGAAACCUAGAUAAGGUAAUAAUUAUUAACAAAUGAAUCUACUUUUACAUUUUGUUAACCAGACUCUUAAAAAUAAUAAGAAAUUACAAAUAUAGAAGUGAAAUCUUAUUAAGACAAUAAGGAUAUAAAUACAUAAAGAAAAUAUAUUAUUUAUGAAAUUACUUUCAAAUAUCAGGGCAAACAUAAAAUAGUAUUUAGAUCUUUCAGUGAUUUCUUAUCAUUUCAUAGAGAUUUAUCAUUAACAUAUCCAUAAAUAAAAUUACCUUAAUUUCCAUAAAUGACAAGAUAUCUCACUCCAUAAGAUAUUGAUAAUAGAAGAUAAUAAUUAGAUUUAUUUUUAUAAGGAAUAUCUAUACAAUUUAAUGAUAAUGAAUUGCUGUUAGAUUUUUUGAAUGCUACUGGAAAGUGUUUAUAAUACAAACCAAGAAUACCUUUACCUUAACAAUAAUAAUAAUAAAGACCAAAAAAGAUUGCAACAUAGUAAUAAUAUUCAAAAGCAAAAUCUAUAUAAAGUUUGAUACCAGAAACUAUUUGGGAAGGAUAAAAUGAUGAAGAUGAAGAGAGUAUUGAAGUAGAUACAAGAAAAACAAAGAAGGCUUCUACAUAUGUAAAAUUUUAAUUUGGAGAAGAAACACAAUAUUAGAGAUUUAAUAGUGCUAAUGAUCUUGAUGAUGAUCAUAGAACUUUUGAUUAUGAGAAACCUUCAGAUGGUAUUAAUAUAUAUGAUAUAUUUUAUAGAUUAAAUAGGCUUUGAUUAAUUUUAAGAUAAUGAUCACUCUUUUGAAGAAGAAGAAAAACAUUCAUCACAAAAUAUGAUGACAAUGUAAUGA
Paramecium primaurelia is the source of this 1520-nucleotide messenger RNA. The record is from the annotation of a GenBank genome assembly. Lineage: Eukaryota; Ciliophora; Oligohymenophorea; Peniculida; Parameciidae.